GUGAUAGCUAGCUACGUACAUAACUUGUUGCGGUUCGUUCCAAUUUGUCCCCUGAACGUGAGCAAUGUUUCUACUUUUGCUAUCGAUCUUCACCGGAUCACUCGUAAAAGUUCUUGCCACCGACCCAGAGGCCCUUUCAAACAGCUGCCUGAAAGCCCAUAAUGAAUAUAGGACCCGGCAUGGAGCACCACCCUUGAAAUGGUCCGGUGAGCUCGCAGAGGAGGCUCAGAAUUGGGCCAACCAUCUAGCAGCAAUUGACCAGAUGGAAAGAGAUCCAACCACACAAGAAGGAGAGAAUAUCUUCUAUAUGUACGGUGGAGACCCCUCUGAGGCAUGUGACAGAGCCGUGGAAAACUGGUACUCGGAACUGAAGAAUUAUGACUUGAAAAWUCCGCAGGAAAACAAAAACACAGAUCACUUCAGUCAACUCGUGUGGAAGAAGACCAAAGAACUUGGUGUCGGAACAGCGAAGAGUAAAUCAGGGAAUUUCUUUCUGGUAGCUCGCUACACUCCCAAGGGAAAUCCAGAUGUUGUUCUUACCCUCAAUCAAGAAGAUCCUCAAGACAUGUUCACUGCAGAAGACAAACCAGAAGAAACAGCAACUUCACAAAACGAAGCUUCUCACAAACCUGAUGACAAUGCCAGCUCUGAGCCUGUUAUCACCAUAACAACAACAAAAGCUCCUGAUUCAUCAGUUCCCAUGACAACAGGAAAUUCUUCCGAUUCAAGUUUGGGCGAAAAAGAACCAUCUUCUUCGUCUUUGUCUUCCCAGUCUUCGUCUUCGUCGUCAAUCGUUAAAAGUAAUGACAACAAAAAUAAUUCUGGUAAAGAUGUUGCUAUGGAACUCGCUGCUCUUAAACCAGAUGGAAACAAUGGUAACGAUCAAUCAAUGUCUAGUAGUCAUGACAACAAGAGCCCGGGUUCUCCACCCAAAGCAGAUGCUACGGCGGGAAUGAAAGUGAAACCUCCGAAAUUUGGCAAGGAUUUUAAAGUAGAGUUACGGUUUCCAAAGAUUCAGUACACGGAAAAGAUGGCUUACCCAUCGAGUAAAGAGUUUGAUGAGAUUCGAAUCGCAAUAACAUCCGCGAUCCUGCAGCUUUACGAAGAUGACGAUGAGUUUCAAGAAGUACAGCUUUCAUCAUUACGCAAUGGAAGUGUCAUUGCUACUAUUGGACUGAUCUUCGCAAGGGAAGGCCCAGGUCACCUCGACAAACUGACGUCAGCUGUUGCCAUGGGGAAACUAGGAGAACUCGACAUAUCGCGUGAUUAUGUUGCGGCUGGUACUCUACCAUAUGGAUACCUAAAACUAACUCGUCCACACCAGCCAGCAUUGCAAAGCCAGUGUCCACAACCGUGCUCGAACCCAACGCAGUGCUUCCCAACCGGUUGUCAAGUGAGCUGUUGCUCCUUUCAUACCACUCCUAUUACAACAACAAUCCAUCAUCAUCAUUACAUUAAACCAUUACAGCCACCACCACCAUCAACAUGUCCGGGUAACUGCGACUCAUCUUGUUUACCACAAUGUACUGAGCAGUGUUGCUGGAAUAAACAACCAAGCCUCCAGCAAGACGCGCUGCAAUCGGAUGUCAAUCAUCAAGAGUCGCAACCGGAAGUAAGCCACGCGGAAGUCAAACAACCGGAAGUUAAACAACCRGAAGUUAAACAACCGGAAGUAAGUCAACCGGAAGUCAGUUAUUCGAACCAAGGUUAUUCAUGUCCGGCAACGUGUCCAUUUUCGUGCUAUCCUCAAUGCACACCGGAAUGCUGCAGCACGCCAGGUUACUUUGUGACCCCGGACUGUUCAGAUGACUGUGCUGAGUUUUGUUCAGUGAGCUGCCCACAAGAGUGCUGUGGAACUAGAAAAGCUGUCGUAAACAAUAUGAAACAUGUUCCUCACCUAACUGGCCAGAGACUAUCACUUCCUUCUAUUGCAAGCCCAAAAAGUCCCAAAGUAUCUAAUUAUAUUUAUGGGCCCAAGUAUGGAGCCUUGCAGAACCCCCUUUAUGGAAAAGGAUUCAAACAGGGUACGAAAAUCCAGUACAAUCUCAAAAAUUUACAGGCUUAUCUUAAAAAAAUAUCACUGGCAUAUAGCAAAGCUCAUCCCAAGAACAGCAAAGGCCUGCAAAAUUUACCUUUGGGGGCCAAAGGUGAAUCCUUGAAGAAUACCUUGAGUUUCCAACAAAGGGCCAUGUACUUGCAACCAGGAAAAACAUCAUACAAGACAUUGCCAGCCCAACAUCUCCAAGCAACAAAAACAUUCAUCAAUCCUAGAUUUAACAAGGCAAGGUAUUCAUCUCAGAAUUAUCCAGGAAUGCAAGCAAUCAGAGACUUAAAAUCCAAGGGCGCACCAUUAGACAUCAGAUUUGCAUAUCGCUAUGGAAACAGGCUGCUUGUACCAAUUGAUAUGCCUAAUAUGGACAUUAAAGAACUUCGAGGGAAGAAGUUUAUUAGUGUGCCAGCUUUUAAGAGAACCAUGAAAGAUGGACAAAGUGACAAGCACUAGCUAUUAACUGUAUUGUUGUAAAACUGACACGCGCACACCUUUGAGCGUUUAAACACUGACUGUAAGAUUGAUAUGAAUAGACCAACUGCAAAUGAGCAUGCAAUUCUUUUGUUUUAUAGAAAACAUGAUCGUGUCAUUGACUACAACAGCUUACUACCAGAAUCUCUUGCACACUUUUUGUUCAAUUAAUUAGCACCAAUUGUCUUACUAUUGUAACUAGGUA
This is a messenger RNA of Actinia tenebrosa (Australian red waratah sea anemone), 2726 nucleotides long. RefSeq lists its product as uncharacterized. The record is from RefSeq and is a predicted model, not a curated record. Gene Ontology annotation, cellular component: extracellular region. Lineage: Eukaryota; Metazoa; Cnidaria; Anthozoa; Actiniaria; Actiniidae.